AACGUCGUGGCAUCGAUCGGUUUUCAGUACGUUGAAGCGUCUCGCCCGCAUCGCAGCGUCGCCGGCGCGUGUUCGUCAUUGACGAACAGAAACGUUUUUCGGCGAUUAGGAAGAAAUCGAAAAUCAGUGCGGUCCGGCCCCGGGGGCGCGUGACGCUUUAGAAGGGCGGCGGACGCUGGCACGAAAUUGACGUGGGGUGGACAGUUAAAGUGUACAAAGAACAUUAUAUGUAGGAUUUGUUGUUGUAAACGUGACUCCUUUCUCAAAGUCUUCGGGUUUAGAGUUAAUUAUAAAUAGGAGUGACUUGGUUUUAUUCUUGUUACCUGGAUUUGGAUUGCUGACAUUCUCAUUGUAAUAAGUCAAAACACACAAUGUCGUCACGCUCGAAAGAAAAGAUGACAGCAAUGUUCCGUAAAAUCUUCCGCUCGUCGUCCAAGAACGACGAAGGACCGAGCAAGCCAUCUCCAUCUGGCAGUGGUUCUCCAGCACGUCGUCUAUUACGUGGUUGCCGUGACAGUGUUUCCCCAGCGCCGCCCACCGGAAGUCCAGCGUUCAAAGCGCCAUCCAGCACUUCCACCAGUAAGAGCAAAAAGCCCACGCUGGAAGAGACGCCUAUCAAUAAAACAGUACGCGCCCGACGCCUAAUGAAGGAAUUUAAGGACCUUCAAAAACUGCAGCACUCCAAGCCGGAUCCGGUAUUUACUGUAGAUCUCGUCGAUGAUAACCUUUUCGAAUGGCACGUGCGCGUACACAAGUUGGACCCUGAAAGCGAUCUCGGCAAUGACAUGAAAGAGCUGGGUAUUACGCACAUUCAGUUACAUCUCACAUUUCCAGAAAAUUUUCCGUUUGCCCCGCCAUUUAUGCGAGUUAUUAGUCCAAGAAUCGAGAAAGGUUUUGUGAUGGAAGGUGGCGCCAUCUGUAUGGAACUAUUGACGCCGCGUGGUUGGGCAAGCGCUUAUACAGUGGAGGCAGUCAUAAUGCAAUUUGCCGCUAGCGUGGUGAAAGGCCAAGGGCGCAUCCAGCGCAAGACCAAAGGACAAAAAGGAUUCACGAAGCGAUCGGCAGAGGAGAGUUUCAGGUCGCUGGUCAAAACGCACGAGAAGUACGGAUGGGUGACGCCAUCUUUGGCGGACGGAUAAAUCCAAUCGAUUAGAUAAUUACAAAUAAAACUUUCAACUGAACAAGAAAAAAGUCGAAACUUUUUAAAAACAUUUUUAUAUGAACGAAAAAGUACAUUCUAAGGAAAAUUAUCCCAAUUAACGACUCACCGAAUAAAUGAACUUUAGCUAAACAUGAUUUAUUUACGCAAGCAAAAUUUUACAGGGUUCAAACUAACAGUUUCGUUAUAAUUGUAAGCAUUUAUUGAGUGUAGCGAUCGCUGUAGGUGUAAUUAUCUCAAAAUGUCAAAACAAAUCGAAGUGCUGAUCUAAUUAGUUCGAUUUUAACCGUCCAUUAUAUUAAAUUAAUUAGUUCUCAUUGAGAAGUUUGUAAUUUGAGAGGUUUUAGUUUAUUUUUCGAAAUGAAAAUUUACACAAAAUUUGACAAAAGAAAAUAUAAACUAAUAUGACGUAAUUUAGCAAAUAACAUCCAAGUAAACAAAAUAGUUAUAUAAAUAAUUAUGGUUUGAGUAGGUUUAUGAAUAGUUUAUUAACAAUACGUUUGUUUUGUUAGCAAUUGAUCAAAAAAUAAAACCAAAAACCAAAAAUAUUGUACUACAACCAUAAAUUGUAGCAGAACUUAAAAAGUAUGUAGUUAGUCAAUUAGCAUAAACAUCAAAUCUGUGUAAUAAUCAAUAUUUUAUUGAACUCUGAGCGAUUUAAUGAAAACUGGCUCGUACUGGUUUAAUUUCACGUCCGACGAGUUAUUAAUAAACAGUGAUAACGAAAAUACGCCAUUCUGAAUCAAAAUCCACCACAACUGAUCGAACAAAAUGAAAAACUGAACGCAAAUCAGUAGUAAAUAAAUAAUUAUCGCCAUAAACAAUGCGAUGAUACUAAACAAAUGAAUCUACUGUUUUGUUUUGUAAUGACUGGUGUCAUACAGGCCAAACGUUUAUUUGUUUUACGCCUGAAUACAUUAUAUUGAUUCAAUUUCAUAAAAUAAUAGCAAUCAAAACGAAAAUAAAUCAAAAUGCACAUUGACUAAAAAUGACUAAGAAAUUAGAAGUUAUUUUUGUAAAUGCUUUGUUUAUCAGUAUUAUUUUUGUGUUGAUGUAAUGACAUAGUUUAAUUUAAAUUUAAAAACAGUGAUUUUUAGUUGUAUGAACAAUUUGUGCCAACUUACCUUGUACAUUUCCAAUCAUUCAAUCGACGUUUAAUGAAAUGAAUGAGUGUAAUGUAAUAUGAAACUAUAAUUAUUUGUAUACUUGUCAUUGAGUGUCUUGAAAUCAAAGAUCAUCGACGUGCACGCAACAAUAACUCAAUUACUAUAACCACAGAUGUUGAUUUAGUGCAAUAGUUACGGUUAAUUAGGAAUAUAAAGCAUGUUUACGUUUAUGAAGAAAUACAAAUUUGACUUAUUGUUGCAUGGAUGGAUAAAAUCUAUGAAUAACUUCAUUCGUGUGUAUAAAUAGCGCAUUCUACUAGCUAGCCAAUCAAAGACACCUUCUAGAAGAGUCAUAUAUAUCUCCUAAUCAUCCUAAACUAUGAUAUAUAUUGAUGUUGAUUCAUUAAUUAAUAUGUAUGAAGAACUAAGAAACUAUUAUGUAUGAAUGGUAAUCAUCUGUAUAACAUUCUCAUGAAUCGAAACAUUUAGUGGAAUUCCUCUCGAAAUGCUACAAUUCCAUACAAUGAUGUUCAAUUUAUUGUAUUUGAUUGUUAUUCAAGUGUUUUAGCAUAAGUAUAAUAAUGUGACCGGUGAUAAAAUACAUAAGGAUUUAUUACACGUGUAAAUGUUUAAAAGAAGAAAAUCAAAAUGAUGAUACUGGUAAAUUAUAAAACGUGUAACUUCAUUGAUAUGUAACGUUAUUCUUUUAUUUUGAAAGAAGUGAUUUUUUGAUCUAGUAUAUUGCCAUUUAUGAAAUUACUAUAUUGAAAUAAAUGUGUACCAAAACA
Messenger RNA from Dalotia coriaria, 3053 nucleotides. RefSeq names its product ubiquitin-conjugating enzyme E2Q-like protein 1. The transcript is spliced from 2 exons. NCBI's taxonomy places the organism in Eukaryota, Metazoa, Arthropoda, Insecta, Coleoptera, Staphylinidae. The record is from RefSeq and is a predicted model, not a curated record. The coding region runs from base 372 to 1139 and encodes 255 amino acids.